CAUUGUAAAUUACACGACAUCAACAAUGGCUCCGAGAAAGCGACAGGUGCAGGGUACGGACGCUGCAAAUGGAAAAUCAAGCCCCAUAAAGGGGGUUUCCAAGCACAAGCUUGUGCCAAAGUCAAGAUCUGGCGAUGAGGAUUCAUCAAAGAAAAAUGCCACAUCCGUUUGGUACAAGAUCGGGAUAGUUUUUCUUGCAUUUAUCAUCGGAUACACACACAGGAAUCACAUUGCCAACAUGUUUGAGAGAGAUCGUCAUUUUUCCCACCUGUCUACACUGGAAAGAGAGCUUGCAUUUAGGACUGAGAUGGGUCUAUACUACUCCUACUACAAAACCAUGAUAGAAUCACCGACAUUCCUUGAAGGUCUAGACCAAGUCAUGAGUGACAACAUAACAGAGUUUCCUCUAACCAUUAAUACAUUAAAAAGAUUCAACCUUUAUCCCGAGGUUGUGUUGGCAGUAGGUUUCAGGAUAUAUGAAGGAGUCAAUCGAGCGUUACAGCGCCCAACAAAAAUGUGCUGGAAUGUGAAUAGAGGUCAAGGUCUUAGUCCUGUGCAGAGUUGUGAAGGACUAGGGGAGCCUUCAUACUUCUAUGUUGAGCAUGUAUUUUUCCUGAAUGGUUUAAUGAUGUCUGCACUGUUUCUGUUUGGCACAUAUUUAAGUGGCAGCUUGUUUGGGGGUGUGCUAACAGUGGCGUCGUUUUUCUUUAACCAUGGAGAGGCAACUAGGGUACAAUGGACACCUCCUCUCAGGGAAAGUUUUGCCUACCCGUUCCUGGUAUUACAGAUGUUUCUAGUCACACAUCUUUUGAGAUCUCAGAAGUGUAGUUAUAUCCACAGUGUUUUCAUCGCCAUGUCAACUGUGAUGUUCAUGCUUCCAUGGCAGUUUGCUCAGUUUGCGUUGCUCACAGAGUUGAUUGCCGUGUUUGCCACGUACGUUCUCGGCUAUAUCGGAUCUCGCAAGAUGAAAGUCUUCCUCAUGGGUCUUUGGGGAGGAUUCCUAGUCAGCUAUGUCCUUCUGUUUGGUAACGCCAUGUUGCUGACCUCCUUCUUUUUCUCAGGAAUGUUUAUUAUUACAUUGAUAGUGCUACUUGAGCCUGCCAUCGAGGCCUUACGGAUCCCACCGCUCAUUUGGAUCGUCCAGGGAGGCAUGUUAGCAGUAGGAACACUUGGGAUAAAGUUUGCUGUUGCCAAGUUAUUCAACAUUGCUGAUGAUGCGCAUAUAGGUGACAUAUUCAGAAGCAAGUUUUCAGACUACAAGAACUUCCACACCAUGCUGUACACAUGUGCUGCCGAGUUUGACUUCAUGGAAGCAGAGACACCGUGGCGAGUCUUGAAGACCUUGCUUGCACCUGCAGUUAUCGUUGUUUUAGUAGUCGUUGUUUACAAUUUGCUUAGUGCAGAGUAUACAAGAUGGACAAAUAGAUCCGAGGCAGAUAUUUACAUCAGAAAACAGACUAACAGGAGUAAACCCAACGCUGAGAUUGUGUAUCACCUAUUCCAACUGGCAGCUUUCACCAUCAUGGCUGUCAUCAUAAUGAGAUUAAAACUCUUCUGGACGCCUCAUUUGUGCCUCAUGACUUCAUUAUUGGCAUCGAGACAGUUCUUUGGCUGGUUAGGAUCUCGGGAGCGACACUAUGCCAUGUUGGCCAUUCUGGUGGCUUGUAUGGGUAUUCAGGGAUACUCCAAUCUUCAGACCCAGUGGAAUAUCAGGGGCGAGUUCAGUAACGCCCCUCUCGAAGAGAUGGUUGAAUGGAUUAAAGCCAAAACCACGAAAAAUGCCGUAUUUGCCGGUCCCAUGCCGACCAUGGCUACAGUCAAACUGUGUACAAACAGACCAAUAGUGAACCACCCCCACUAUGAAGAUGCUGGCUUAAGAGAACGGACAAAGAAAGUUUACAUGAUGUACAGCCGUAAGCCCGUUUACGAGGUGAAGAAAACUAUUCAGGACAUGGGUGUGGACUAUGUAGUAUUGGAGGACUCAUGGUGUGUUCGCAGGUCAAGGCAAGGAUGCAGUAUGGCAGAAAUCUGGGACAUCGAAGAUGAAGCCAACCAGGGCCAAACCCCAGCAUGCGCUGUUCUCCGCGAUAAUCCUGAACCCCAUUUCAAGAAAGUGUUCCAAAAUAAUGUGUAUCAAAUCUUAAAAAUUACUUAAUUCUUCUUUCGAUAGAAAUGUGUUCUUUCUAAUCAAGUUAAAAGUAUUUAUAAUUGUGUAAAGAGCGAAACAGGUACAACUCCAUAUACAGAUAGACAGAGUUAUGGCUGUUUUGUUCUGAGCCUCGAGGCCAAUUUUUUCGAAACUGCUUGAGUCUAUUAUAACAUGAUACAGCUAAACUCUCUAUUUAUUUUUUAUAUAAUCUGUGAAAUUUUUACUAUUUUGAAAGAGUUUUUGAGUCUUGAAGUAAUCUAUCUGAUAAACUAAGUUUUAUUUAUCGAAAUCAGGAUUAUGUUAGAAAUUUUACUAAACAAAAUAAGCUUCUUAAAUCUUAAGGCUUAAGAAGUUUCGAGAAAUCAGGGCCUGGUUCUGUGUUAAAUCAAUGUUCCGUCUUACAAAUUCACAUGAGGAGUGGGUAAUCAUAUACAUAUAUGUACUAUUUGAUUGUUCAAUACAGUAUGCAAUUCCUUAAUUAAUGUUCAGUGGUGUUUUUUUGAGAAUUCAGAUGUUCUUUGAAGCAAUUAUUUUCAAAAACAUAGUCAUUACUAUAUGCCAUAAUGCUACAUUUACACACUGAAGCUUGGAACUGUAUCUUGCUGCAAAUGUACUUGCAGCUUUGUGACAGUAAUUUUGCAGUUGUAUUCAUUUAAUUUAAUCAAAUAUCGAUGGCCUCACUUCCAAUGGUGAAAGCUACAAAAUCCAAUGUUUGCGGUAGCAACGUUCUUAGUAUUUAAUAUUGGUGAUUUGAUAACACUUUUCUUUCACAAAAUGCCACAAAAAAUAUUUUAGUUACACUUUCCGAAGGUUCAGCAUUUUUUCUUCUCUGUGAGAUGUUCAAUAAUUGCUCGACAUUUUGAUCACAUGAUACAACACCGUCUUCUCAUUGGACUAUUGAAUCGACAUUUUGCAGUUAGAUACUCAUUACUGCUAUGCAUGUAAAAUUGCCAUAUAUAUUUAACAUCCUUUAAGGCCUGAUAAAGAAAUGGUUUUGUUUUCACUGCCAAAAACAAAGGUCGGUAGGUCAUGAGUAUAUUUUAGGUAAAAUUGUGUUUGAAUGUCACUUUUAUUUUUGAAACUGUUGCUAUUUUGACUUGUCAUUGUAAACUUAAACAUUCUAUGACAACAAUUACUUUAACUUCUUGGUUUUACAAGAAACUCCAAAAAAAAAGAAUAACCUGAAACGAGAAAAAAUUCACUGCAGCAAAAAUAAAAAGCAGUACCUGGUAUUUUAUUUUUUGUGAUGGUUCUUUAUCAUUUUUUGCUGGAUUCUUGUUCAUAAGGAAGUGUGAACAUCGGUGAUCUUGUACAUGUUUCUAAUAUUUUUUUUCGGAUCUGGUAUUUUCUGCUGAUUUGUUUAUAUCUCAAUAUCUUUAAAGCUUAUAUUUUAUGUAUUUACAUACAUAUUUUUAAGUGUAGGACUCUUUAAUUCUGAAUCUCUCCCCACCUUUAUUCUUGAUAAUUGUUCUUCCAUUAAUGUAUAAAGGAACAGCUCAACCGCAUCAACCAUAAAUGGGUCUCAUAAUAAAUGUUUUAAUUAUCGCUUUUUAGCCUUAUAUUAAAGUAAUAUCAUAAAAAGAAUCAUAAUCUACCUUUGAAGUAUCAUGAACCCAUAAUACAUGUUGGGUGAGAGUGGUCUAGUGGCACCCGUGAGUACGCCUUUCUUGUACUUUCUUCUUGCCUCUGAAGAUGUACUGGUUAUGACCCAGGAAACUUUUCAAGCUAAAAGAAAGUGGUAUAAAUAAAUGUUGCAUUGUGGGCGUUGCAUUUCCAAUUUUGGUCACAAGACACUGGCGCCUUAUUCAUUGCUCACGUUAUAUAUACUGGAAGACCUAUGUCAGCUUGAUGCUGUUUAGUAGGAAAUAACAAUUGUUUCUAAAAACACAAUACAUGCACAUGUACAUUGAAGAGUUUUGUUCUUUAGCUAGAAGAAAAUUGCUCCAUUUCUUGCAUUUAGAUUUGGGUGUCCACAAGUUAUUGUAUAAUUCUUGGAAUUUACUUAAGUUUUAAGAAUUUCAAUUUUGGUGUUGAGGAUUGUGUCAAACCUGUGGUAUUAUGUAGUAAUAAAAUAUUAUCCCAUUUUUAAUUCUUAUGUCAAAAUUAUGUAUAACUUGUAGUUUUUAAUGAAUAUAUUGACAGCUAAGAGUUUGAUUGUUUGGAAAUUAUAUAACUAUAGUCUAUUGUUUACGUACAAGAAAUCCAUGACACAAAACACAGUCUCCCUGUAUAGAAGCAUAAUUGUAGUUUAUGAAGAAACUAUUUUUUAUUAAUUUUUAUUUUAAACACAUUGCGUUGCAAAAACUAAGUAUUAUGUAUUACAUCUGAACAUUCCUAUUAUUACCUAAUAUUUGAAGACAUUAGUUUUUACAUUGUAUUUACAAAUAAUAAAUUAUUCAUUUUUAGUGGAGAUACCUGGGUGUACUUGGACAUUUUGAUUAGUCUUUAAGUAAGAUAGUGUCUAUGUUUGUUACUAUUAUGACAAGCAUUUCAUAAAGACCCGAUAAGUUUACAGCACAGGCAGAAAUCAGUAUUCACGUUAAUAGUUAUAAACAUCAUAAGUUUUACAUAAGAAUAAUUAGGUUUCAUUUAGUAACAAAAACAACUGCCAAAUUUCCUUUAAAUGAUUAAUUGGUUUUAUUAAGUGAGCUACGUAAAAGCUGCUGCUUGAGCAUUAAUUUAAAGGCAUUUCCUGCUGAACAUUAAGAAAGUUAGCAUUUAUAUUUUGGUAUUUUAAACAAUAAGUUGGCGCCAGUCUGUGGCUGACCUUCUGAUAUAAUUGCUUUAAAGACUUAAAAUAAACACUAAUUAUUACUUUGUUGUAUAGAUAUUUGACAUUAUUUUACUGUAGAUUGCUCUAAUUUCAUGGGAUUUACUUUUUGCUAACAUUUGGGAUAUUAUCACAGCUUUGCUGAUAGAUGAAUAACCUUUUAUACGUAUGACUCAUGUUAUCAUCUGUUGUCGUGAAGGCUGAACCUCUUCAAGUCUUGUAAAAGGUCAAAGCAAAAACUUGGACAUCGCAUACGGUAUUGAAAGCUGUCUACACUAUCAUGCGUUGUCACACAUAGAAUGUAUCUUCAGUUAGGUGUGGUGUAUCAUAAUCAACUGGUCACUUUUUUAUUUUGAUAAUCAACUUCAGUCUAGUUCAAUCAAAAUAUGUUUUGUUAUAUCAUUUAAGUUUUCUAGUCAAUGAUACCAGAAUUCAUUUGGUAUUUGUUAAGUGUAACAUAUCUGUUGAUUGAGCAUGUUAUUUGUUGUUGAUGUUUGAUUAAUUCCACUGUAUGUUAUUGUCUACACUUUUUAAAGGAAGCAAUCUUGCCACAAGUAUUAUACUUCCUAGAUAAUUAUUUUACACUUAAAGCUGCACUCUCACAGAUUUACCAUUUUUACAACUUUUUUAAUUUUUGUCAUGGAAGAAGCAAAUUUUUGCGUAAAUAUCUGCAAACCAAUGCAAAAGAUUGCUGACAAAAGUAUCAGAUCGCAGAUUUGCAUAUUUUCCGUUCGAAAAUUAAUGUUUUAUGGCUUAAACCGUUACUAACAGUUCUAGAAAAAUGCAUAAAACAUUAUUUUUUUAGCUUAAAUAUAAAAAUCUGCGAUCUAAUUUUUUGUCAGCAGUCUUAUAUCACUGGUUUCCAUGGAUUUCCGCAAAAAAUGGCUUGUUACAAAACAAAAAAUAAAAAAGUUGUCAAAACGUCCAAUCUGUGAGAGUGCAGCUUUAAAUCCUAGCUCUUUGUUAAAUUUAUAUGAUACCUGAUACCAAUUUCUCGAAGAACCUUGAGUCCUUAUAUUGUAACGAAAUCAAGCUAAGCAUGUUAUUUUUGUUUUUGUAUCAUUUGUGUUAUAUUUACAUUCCUAACAGUUUUUUAACUUUAUAAGGAAAUUUUCUUCAUGGUUAUCAUGACAAACUAAUUUUUAUUUAGUUAAAUCAAGAUUUAGUAAUUAAUUCGGCUUAAUGAAAUAAGCUUGUUAGGCUUAAGAACUUUCGAGAAAUUGGGACGAGUUCUCUAUCAGUUUGUUGUUGUAUUUUUAAACAAAAAGAUGGGCACUAUAGUCAUCAGACUGUUUUGAUUGGUUGUAUUAGUUUGAUGGCUUACUUCUAUGCUGUCAUCAUGUUUCCUUUUAUAAAAGGCUUAGCUAUUUAUGAUUUAUGAUUGGUUGUAAUAACUUCCUUUUAAGACAAUGUUUUUGCUUUAAUUGUAUGCAUGUAUUUAGAAAUGCUUAAAGCAUGAUAUAUCUGUAUCAGCUUUUGUGAAAAACCAGAAAAAAAAAUCUAAUCACGAAAAUACUUCUUAAUUCAUAUGUUUUUUGAAGUCAAAAUUUUGAAAUUGUUGAUAUUGAAUUUCUGGUAGAUUUUUUUUUAUAAUUUUAUGACUGGUACCGUAGUAUGGCAGCAUGUGUUUAAAUGAACUAGCUUUCAAAAAUGAAUUUGCUCAUAAAAUGAAAUAUGCAACUAUUUUUUGUUUCAACUUCAGUGAAAAAUAAAUUGGUACAUACCAUUGUA
Messenger RNA from Mya arenaria, 6650 nucleotides. RefSeq names its product probable C-mannosyltransferase DPY19L1. The transcript has 20 exons. The record is from RefSeq and is a predicted model, not a curated record. The coding region runs from base 26 to 2155 and encodes 709 amino acids. NCBI's taxonomy places the organism in Eukaryota, Metazoa, Mollusca, Bivalvia, Myida, Myidae. Gene Ontology annotation, cellular component: nuclear inner membrane. Gene Ontology annotation, molecular function: mannosyltransferase activity.